Messenger RNA from Monosiga brevicollis MX1, 1083 nucleotides. RefSeq lists its product as uncharacterized. Lineage: Eukaryota; Choanoflagellata; Craspedida; Salpingoecidae. The record is from RefSeq and is a predicted model, not a curated record. The coding region runs from base 1 to 831 and encodes 276 amino acids. The transcript is spliced from 2 exons.
AUGUGUCCUUUGACGGACAUGUGUGUGUCUCUCUCUGACUGUCAACACGUUGCAAUGCGAUUGCGGUACCACGACGACUUUAAAUGGGCCGCCGGUUCCGACGAAAGCUACCGAAGCCACUACCUCAACAAUGUCUACCACAACAGCAAUGACACCCGCUUCAACAACGACCCCCUCCACUACAACGACGUCUGCUCCAAGCGCUUCCUCUACAACAGCAAUGGCGCCCACUUCAAAAACGCCGCCCUCCACUACAACGACGUCUGCUCCAAGCAAUUCAUCUACAACAACAAUGGCGUCCGCUUCAACAACGACGCCUUCCACUACAACGACGUCUGUCCCAACAACGACGUCUGCUCCUACCAAUGCCACCACAACCUCAAACAUGAACACUACCACAAGAGCGACGGCCACUUCAGCCAAUGCCACCACCACGACGCCUUCCGCUACAACAGCAGCAACGACAGUCAAUGCCAACACGACAGCCACGACGUCUGCUUCUAUCAAUGCCACCACCACAGCCACGACGUCUGCUGCUAUCAAUGCCACCACCACAGCCACGAUGUCUGCUUCAAUCAAUGCCACCACGACAACAGACAUAAACGCUACCACAACAACGUCAUCAACGACAACAACAACGACAACAACGACGCCGGUGCCCACAAGCGCACAGGGGAGUCACAAGAGCAACAAACAUCGGCACACCGGCAUCAUCUUGGCCGUGUUUUUCGCUGUUUUUAUCGCCAUGUCUACUAUUGUGGCCUACGUAUGGCACCAGCGUCGUCAACGCCAAGGCCGCCUUGCCGUGCCCCUGAUGGAGCCCGACUCUGAUCAAGAUCGAGACAUUGAACUUUGAGCCGCCCCGCCCCACCCCCUGACCAAUGGAAAUAGACCACGUGAUAUUGUGGACAGUCAUGCGAUUCCCAAUAUUGUAUUAAUAUACCACACAACUGCUUUGCGUCCCUAUCAGCUCUGGUGUAAGCAUCGACGCGCGCUUGCAUGCUUUUCUCGUGCCCCAGGUUCCCCGACCCUCUUGGACCAAAACUUGCUUGUAAUCAGAAACAAAAAUUCAAGUCAAAAAUC